ACAGUCUGUAAGCUGAUUCUAGACCAGCGCAAAUCACAUCACUUCGCUACUUUCCCGCUCCCGUUGUUUACAAGAGGGGAUCUCUGGGAAGUGGUGCUCAUGGCAACCAGCAUAAACACUUUUCAGUAGCUACGUUUUCGCUGCUUGUACAAAACGGGGCGCAAAGGGUAAGGAACGUUGUUGUCAUGGCGUUCUGUGAGGACCAAUACUAUGAAAGAAUUGGAUCCAUUCAACAAAGCAUGCACGAAAGGGAAAAGAGGAGACUUGAGUUGGAGAGGGAGUUGUUUGCUUACUGCAGAUCUGACAAGAGAGGUCCUCAGAUAAAGUGUGCCACACUCCGUGGUUAUCUCAAGGAAAUCUGUGAGAGAGAGAAACAGGCAAAAAUUCGAAACCUGGAGCUCCUGAGAGAUGUGGAGUGCAUUGAAAUGAGCAUGAAGGAGCACUGUCCUGACCGUAACCCUCUGGAUGAACACAAGGUUGAAUGCUUGAAUAGAAUUUCCAGAUUUAUGGCAGCAAGGCAGAAGAAAGAAGAGCCAAAUCUUAAAAUAGACAAGGGAGAUUUGUUGAAUUGCUAUCCUCAGGGUGAGUCCCCCUCACCACAGGCCAGGGGUUUACGCCAACCAUCUGUAAUCUUCAUGGGUCGCCAGACCUCCAGAAGUUCCGCGGCUGAAGAUGCCACCGCAAAUAUACACUUACGACAAGCGGAGCGUCAUUCACCAAAUCAUCCAUCACAUGCCUCGGAAUGCCUGCAAAGUGGCCUUUCGAAUGACUCCAAAGUUUCCAGAGAGGUCGUUGCCGAGAGCGGAGCGUCUUUAUCAGUUGACAUUUCAGGCUCAAACGAUUCCCCCGACGGCUGUAAUUUGUGUGACAAACAUGAAAGGACGGCGGCAGUGGUUCCAUCUGUUCGUACCUUAACAGCCAGCGCCGGUGUGCCUUUUGGAGGUGAUGAACAACUGACUUCACCUCGGGUGACCUUGACGAGGCCUGAGAAGAAUAGCCCAUCGCCCAGCACUAUCAGCCAUAUGUGGGACAGGAAUUCACCUGCAGAAUACACUCGGGGUAGAGGGUCUGGUCAUCAGGAGAGCAUAAAAGAAGAUGUGGAGAGAGUUCUGCAAAGAUCACUGCCUCAAACUGACUUGGGAAAAGAAUCUCAAGAUGUGCCAGAGAAGAGUGAAACCCUUAGUAGAUCCAGUUCCAGUAUGGAGCUGUCAGUGACCAGCAUUGGUAGUGACUUGUCCACCUCCCUGACUGAGUCUGACCUGGCUGAGCUACCAAAGGUGCCAGAGGGUGUAGUCCAUACAGCCAGCCACACCAGGAGGACAGCCAGCCACACCAGGAGGACAGACAGCCCACCACAGAGGAGUGCUAUUCCACCCAGCGAGAGGGAGCUCCGCAGCGCCAGUGUUCACAGUCAAUUACUGGACAUUCCAGAGCCUAGGAACAGACCAGAAUCACGUAGCGAAUCCACGUCUCCAGAAAUCCCAUUGAAAAGACUGUCCAUGGAGGGAUUCUUCCAUCUACUGGAGAGCAUCGAACAACGAUUCCACAGAGGAGAAAGAAGUGUGUACUGUGUCUCGUCACUUGCCGAUAGCAAACGCAAUAAAGUGAUCAGCCUUUGUAACGCCAGGGCAGGCUUGAAUGGAGAGGACCUUGAUGCAUGUGGAGCAGUCGUCCUUCACCAGCUUCAGAGGUUGUCAUGGACCAUGUCAAUGGGUUGCCUGUUACCCGAAGAGCUAGUUAGCUCCAACUGGUCCACCACUGAGCCCAGGAAAAUAAGAUACAAGCCUGUGAUCCUCGCUCACGGUACAGCGUGUCCUCCAUGCUGCAGCUCCCGUCUCCCCCCUGAUGCUGCUCCUCUGUGGGAUCGCUGGUUCAAGCACGCCCUUCUGCUGAAGGACUACCAUGUCCUCACCCCCGAGCGCCUCGUCCAGCUGUUCACUCCACUGCUGCUGCCAUACAACGCCUCCUAUAGUGCCAAGGCCAAAGUGCUGCUGAGGACACUUCUGUCCCGGUCCAGUGAGGAGUGCCCCUCGGUGGAGAGUGAGUCUUCAUCUUGUGGCCUUCCCUCGUUCCUCAAUGACAGCGUUGCGGAGGUCCAACCAGCCAGACCUUCUCAGGAGCACGGCGCCUCAGGGAUGCAAGGACUACAAAGUGGUGAAGAGGACAGCCAAGACGAGAGCCCCGUGGAAAGUAUUCCUAUUAAAGAGACAAAAGCAUAUCAGCUGCUUAAACAGUCUGCCACGCAGGCGAGGCAGCAGAGCUCUGGAGACGAGGAGGAUCUGUCAGGAAUAAAUGAUGGCUAUGAAGAGAAUACUGGGAGGGUUGAGCGCUCCUCUCAUCAAGACCCUUACCCUUGGUCCUCAGAGCAGCUCUUCACCGGGAGCCCAUUUGGGAAGGUAAUGGCUGGGUAAACGUUAUGAGGAAUAAUCUUCUCUGAUUUCAUGUGAUUACUGGGCACCACGCUGACACAAGGGCCCAAAGUGUGCGUCUCCCUGGCCAGGCCAGCGGGUCUCUCAGUCUACCUAUUAGCAGAGGGAAGGGCAUAAUGGCCCAGUUCUAUUGAGGCGCUACUGUCUGCCAGUGCCAGCCCAAUGACUAUACCUCUUUAAUAAACAUGAGCCAAUUUCAGACUCCAGACCCUCUGAUCGCUCUGUCUCCACUGUCAUUAAGGAGCAUGGGAAGGCGAUAAAACACAUGUAAAUGUCGAGGAAAUGGAGAGAAUCACACCACUCUGAUUGGCCACUGUGGCCGUGUUGGUCCUGUGCAUAAAUUAUUGAAAUGAGACUAAUGACUAGUUUUGCAUGCUUGACACCUAUUCUGGUCAGGGGAGGAGUGAUCUGUUGUAAGAGCGACAGCUAAGAGCGGUCACCAUCGCACCUCUUUCCUGCUCCUCUGUGAUUCCUCACCCCCGGAUGCUUCCGUUUUAAGCAUUCCACUUACCACAGUCACUUCUUGCGCUUUAUUGCUUCUACAAGUGGUCUGGAAACCCUGCACUUGAACAGAAGCAUAACACUGCAGCAUGCUCUGCCACGUCUUUCCCUAUCUCAAUGUCUCUCUCCCCAUCUCUUUCCCCCUUUCUCUACUCCUCUCUCACCCUGUCCUUAUGUAUUUUCCUCUCUUCCCCUCUACUUCAUCCUUUUUUUUAUUUUUUAUGAUUUGCUUUAUUUUGUCAGUGAGCUGAUGAGUGACAUCAAACGACUCUGUGGCUGGACUCAAAAAAUGGCUUCCUCUCUGUUGUCUUAGACAAUAAUUAUGAUUUCCCAGUUAAGCCUAGACUACAGCUGAGGGAUUGUAGUUUAAAGCAGAGGCUUUGGUGCAAAAAAAAUGCAUUUAUAGGCCUUUGUAUGGCUCCUCAUUAUGUGUGGGCCUGAUUCAUUAAGUAAUUGGUUUGCAGUUGUUUACAUGAGUAUUACGGUCCUCUAUUCAGGAGCCUUUGAGAGAUGCAUUGUGCAAAUGUUGCAUGUUAUGAAUGCAGAAUGAGAGGCGGGGGGGGGGGCAGUCCUAUUGGCCACACACUACACUCCGCUGAAAAGCAAGAGAAAAGCGCUGGGUGCCUCUUUGCAUAGCAAUGACUCUGCCUUUAAUAAGCUUUACAGAUUAAAUACGCGCAUUCGAUACAAGAUGCAAAGAAAUACUCUUAACACAUUUAUAUGUGCUCAUUUCACUAUUAUGGCAUUGGAGAGAAUCAAGGUCUUUUAUAUUCAGUAUUUUUCUCUCUCCUCCACAGUGUUUUUCAGAGUAUAGAAUGUGCUGUUUAUUGUAUUAUAAGUCACGGCCAAGCAGACUGAGCUGCAACAACAGUUUAUUAAGGAUUCAUCCAUUAGAAAUCUUUUGCUGCCAUUGUGAGUGGUAAAGCAAAAUCACUUUGUGGUUGAGUGGGGAUGAAAGGAAUAAUGCAAGGAGUGAGACUUAAUAAGCAGCUGCACUCCAUGUAAAGACUACUUGUUUCCCUUUGUCUGGGGGUGCAUGCCACUGCUUCCUGUUGUGCAAGAUUCAUUAUGCUGUUUUUCUUUGUUUUACUGUAGGCAUUUCAGAUGUUCCUUUUCCUUUCUUGUUUUUAUAUUUUCUUUGCUUUUUUUCCUUGUUUUUUUGGGCCUGGCCUUGAUCUAAGAAAAGAUUCUCACACUGAAAAAGAAAACAUAGGUGAUCUCUCCAGUAAUCAGUGAGUGAUGUGGUUGUGAUGCCUUCUUCCUGCUUGACAAAAACCUUGACUUGACAAUUAGUGUGGAGCGUUCCCUUGGACAACAGGAUGUGCUCAGGCAUUCGCCCCCCCCCCCCAAUCACUCAGACAGACACAAAGUGUCAUAAUCAGAAAUUAGCCCUCUGGAGGAGAGGCAGGAAGAAGCGAUGUGUGUGGCACAUCUCUCACAGAACACUGGCAGGGAGGGAGGGGAAGGGAGAGCGAGCGGGAGGAAAAACCGAGAUCAGGCACCAGAAGGUGCCAGGUAGAGAGACCAACGAACAUGCAGACAAACUAACAGAGCCUGAUUUAGAGCGCAGCUGACAGAAAUGUGUUCAGAGACUUUCGGCAGAGAAAUAAUAUGGUGACAAUUUUUUUCCCAUUGUGAAUUCACGACAAAGGCAGACACAUGCCCAGUCUAAAAACAAAUGCUUGCUCCUACCCCUAGACACUUGAUGGCCCUUCAUUUGUAGAUCUGAAAGCAUUGUAAUUGUGUAAGCAAUAUGGGUGUAACUCCAUAUAGCCACUGUGAGUUGAUUUGGAACUGGGCAAGAGAAACGGGCACAGACAGCAUUGAGGUGAUACUGUCAGACGAGGUCACUCUCCUGCAUUGAGUUCCUCUCCUCCUCCCACAGUCAAUCACACCAUAUCUAACAGUAUUCAUAUAGUGUAUACAUCUGUCUGAUAGGUUAAAGCAGACGUUUUUACGGGUAGCAAUUAAGUACCAUACUGUGAUUGUCUAAAAUAAAAAAUGGUUUAUAAAAAAAUAAAAAUAAAUUGCUUCUUAGCAAUUUCUCAAGCAAGAAUUUUACUAGGGCUGUCAGAGUGGUUUGAGUGGGGAGUGGAAAAUGGAAAAUUAGCUAUUAUUGGCAGAGCGGUUUAGCACUCUCUCAUAUUUGUCUAUCGACUAAUUUAAAAACAGGCUGAAUUUCAGGUGGUCUUUUCAAACAACCCCUCCCGCCCCCACCCUUUUGUCCUCAGAAUUGUUCG
This is a messenger RNA of Oncorhynchus tshawytscha (Chinook salmon), 5170 nucleotides long. It is a transcript of the gene kiz, whose product is annotated as kizuna centrosomal protein. The record is from RefSeq and is a predicted model, not a curated record. Gene Ontology annotation, biological process: spindle organization. Bases 186 to 2411 code for a protein of 741 amino acids. NCBI's taxonomy places the organism in Eukaryota, Metazoa, Chordata, Actinopteri, Salmoniformes, Salmonidae. The transcript has 14 exons. Gene Ontology annotation, cellular component: centrosome.